AUGGAUGGUUUGAGGCCUAGCAUUUACUCUCGCGAGGACGAGAGACGCAUGUCGGAAUUGCAGGGGCGGGUGAACUGUGGCGAGUCGCUUUCCGAGGAGGAGGCUCUUGAGCUGGCUCAGCUUAAGGGCCUCUACGACGAUUUCAUUCACGAGGGGGAGCGACGAUUGCGGCUGCAGGGCGAACCAGCAGCGGACGGGGCCGCAGAGACUGACAGCCCGGGCGAUAUGCUUCUCACCCUGCAGGAGACCGUGACCUCCGCCGGGAAGGCGGCGUACUUUUGGGGAUCGCUUGUGGCCACUCUUGUGCCAGGCUAUUUUGGACGCAAGGUGGGCCUUACCUCGGGGUUUUUGCACUGGAAUUUUAUCACAGAUCGGCUACUUCUCGGCGCUCUCCCCGUGGUUACGAAGCUUGGCAGCAGCGGCAACCACUUGGUGCAGAUACGGGAACAGUUGGAGUCUCGAAACCAGAAACUAGGCCUCGUCAUCGCAUGCCUGGAGGAGGCGGAGGUGAAUGGGUUUGGGGUCCAGAUGAUCAGUUUUGCCGAUGAGUCGAGCUGGCAUGCGUAUGUUAGUCCCACCGUGCAGUAUAUUCGGCUGCCGAUGCCCGACACCACCGCCAAUAUCUCUUUUGAUAGUGUUUGGUUUGCUGUGCAGCAAAUACACAAAUGCAUCGACGAACGAAACUGCGUAGUGUAUCUGCAUUGCAAGGCCGGAAAGGGGCGCAGCUGGAUGGUGGCAAUGUGCUAUCUGACCUCCUACGGAGGGAUGACGUUUGACGACGCGGAGCAAUUGAUUCGCCUCUCCCGGUCGCAAAUAAACCCAUCAGCGGCGCAGCGGGCUUUUGCGGCCAAGUUUGCUGCCCGCAUACCGAUGCAAAGAAAGUAA
Trypanosoma conorhini is the source of this 885-nucleotide messenger RNA. Its product is annotated as dual specificity phosphatase. The record is from RefSeq and is a predicted model, not a curated record. The coding region runs from base 1 to 885 and encodes 294 amino acids. Gene Ontology annotation, biological process: protein dephosphorylation. Lineage: Eukaryota; Euglenozoa; Kinetoplastea; Trypanosomatida; Trypanosomatidae. The transcript has a single exon. Gene Ontology annotation, molecular function: protein tyrosine/serine/threonine phosphatase activity; phosphatidylinositol-4,5-bisphosphate 5-phosphatase activity.